UCGCCGGCAUGCAAAUGAGGCAACGUCACUUCCUGAGGCAGCUGAGCGCCAUCUUCUCUUUCUGGCGCGCGGGAGGAGGGACGGGCGCGGGGAGGGGGUCCCGCCGCGUAGGCGGAGGACGCGGCGGUGUUGCGACGGCAGCGGGACGCGGCGCUCCCGGCGCCCCGCGGAAAAUAUCAAAAAUGUUUCAAAUUCCUGUGCAGAAUCUUGACAGCAUCAGGAAGGUGCGGAAGAGGGUGAAAGGCAUCUUGGUGGAUAUUGGACUUGACAGCUGCAAGGAGCUGCUAAAGGAUCUUAAAGGCUUUGAACCAGGAGAGAAGUACUUUUAUAAUACAUCAUGGAGCGAUGUCUCCCUUUGGGAACCUUCUGGAAAGAAAGCGAGAUACCGAACGAAGCCGUACUGCUGUACUCUCUGUAGGUACUCAACAAAGGUGCUCGCUUCCCUAAAAAAUCACCUGCAUCGUUACCAUGAAGAUGAGGCUGACCAGGAGCUGAUGAUCCCCUGCCCCAACUGCCCGUUUUCUUCUCAGCCCAGGGUAGUGGGCAAGCACUUCAGGAUGUUUCAUGCGCCUGCGCGGAAAGUCCAGAACUACACGGUGAACAUUCUGGGUGAAGCGAAGACAUUAAGGAGUGAUGUGAUAAGCUUCACAUGUUUAAAAUGUAACUUUUCCAACACCUUGUACUACAGUAUGAAGAAGCAUGUGCUGGUGGCCCAUUUUCAUUACUUAAUUAACUCCUACUUUGGUUUGCGAACCGAGGAAACAGAGCAACCAAAAGCAAGUGACCCUGCUUCUGUGGAUAAAAUCCUGUCAUUUGACAAAUACUACUGUAAAAAAUGCAACGCUAUUGCCAGCAGUCAGGAUGCCCUGAUGUAUCACAUUUUGACAUCAGAUGUACACAGGGACUUGGAGAACAAGCUGCGGUCUGUGAUUUCAGAACACAUCAAGAGGACUGGGUUUCUGAAGCAAAUGCAUAUUGCUCCAAAACCAGUGACCCACUUGGCCUUACCGCCAAGUAGCAGUGCUUCGAGCAUUGCAGCCCCUCCGCCUUGCUUCCACCUUACUUUGCCACCGAACAGUCAAAGUCCUGGCACUGUGCAGCCAGUGACUGUGGCCCCAGGCACUUCUGGAAGCCUUACACACUCCCCACCCACCACUGCCCAGUCUCAUGUAGCUCUGGUCUCCAGCCCUUUGCCUGUAUGCCAGAAUAGCCUCACCCUGAAACCGUCAGCUCCCCCUCCUGUCUUUAUCUCUCACAGUGUUCCACUUAAUCAGCCUGGGAGUACUUCUGUGCUGCCUGUGAAUAAGUCUGUUAGAGCAAGCAUCCUUCCCAUGAAUCAAGCUGUACGCCCUGGAGUUUUACCCCUCACUCAGCCCAUGGGGUCUAUAAGUAGACCCGUGGGACCCAUAAACAGACCUGUUGGACCUGGUGUCUUACCUCUGAGUCCCUCUGUCAACUCAGGGGCUCUGCAGUCUGCUUCUCCAGGGGGGAUUUCUGUAGGUCGGGCGGUUCCAUCAGGAGUCCUUCCUGCUGGCCAGGUGGCCCCUGUUGGAGUGAUCCCUGGGCAGACAGCCACUUCUGGUGUCCUUCCCACUGGCCAAGUGGUCCAGUCAUCAGUUCUCCCUGUUGGCCAGACAGCUCCAUCUCGAGUUCUCCCUCCUGGCCAGACAGUGCCCUUGAGGGUUCUCCCUGCAGGCCAGGUGGUAUCACCCGGGCUGCUUUCAUCAAACCAGACUGUCCCCUCAGCUGUUGUCCCUGUGAAUCAGGGUGUAAGCUCUGGUGUUCUUCAGCUCAGUCAGCCAGUAACACCAGGAGUCCUUCCUGUGGGCCCACCCGUGAGGCCUGGUGUCCUGCAGCUCAGUCCGUCUGUCAGCACUAACAUCUUGCCUGUGAGCCAGCCAGUGAGAGCUGGAACCUCACAAAACACUACUUUCCUCACUUCAGGCUCUAUUCUCAGACAGCUCAUUCCAACUGGGAAGCAGGUGAAUGGAAUUCCCACCUACACACUGGCCCCAGUGUCUGUCACUCUGCCUAUGUCCUCCGGUGGAGGCCUUGCAACUGUCGCACCACCACCCCAGGUGCCAAUGCAGUUCUUGCCCUCAAGCUCGGGCACACAGAUGGCUAGCUCCCUGCCCAGCCUGCCCUCCCCACAGGUGCUAGUGAGCCCUGCCCCUAGUGUGUUUGUUCAGGCUACCUCACCUGUAGCAGAUGCAAAUCAGGCACUCAGACAGGCCAAGCAGUGGAAAACAUGCCCGGUUUGCAAUGAACUUUUCCCUUCCAAUGUCUACCAGGUUCACAUGGAAGUGGCUCACAAGCAGAGUGAGUCUCAGCUCUGCCGGGUUUGCAAUGAGCUGUUUCCUGCUAAUGUCUACCAGGUGCACAUGGAAAUGGCUCACAAUCAGAGUGAGUCCAAGUCUGGUGAGAAACUUGAACCUGAAAAGCUUGCUGCAUGUGCCCCGUUUCUGAAGUGGAUGAGAGAGAAGACGGUGCGCUGCCUCUCCUGUAAGUGCCUGGUCUCGCAGGAGGAGCUGAUGCACCAUUUGCUCAUGCAUGGCUUGGGAUGCCUGUUUUGUCCGUGCACUUUCCAUGAUGUCCGGGGCCUUGUGGAGCACAGCAGGACUAAGCACCUGGGCAAGAAGAGACUGUCUUUGGAUUAUAGUAACAGAGGUUUCCAGCUGGACCUGGAUGCCAAUGGGAACUUGCUCUUCCCCCAUCUUGAUUUUAUCACCAUACUGCCACGAGAAAAGCUUGGAGAGCGAGAGGUGUACCUGGCUAUUCUUGCUGGAAUACACUCCAAGUCACUGGUACCUGUGUAUGUUAAGGUGAGGCCUCAGCCCGAGGUUUCACCAAAGUUGCCUAGCAAACAGAAGCUGACCUGCCCCUUUUGUUUUGGCACAUUUGUGACUGCUGAUGCCUAUGAGCUCCAUCUGAAGGAGAGGCACCAUGUCAUGCCCACAGUCCAUACAAUGCUCAGGUCUCCAGCCUUUAAGUGCAUCCACUGCUGUGGGGUCUACACUGGAAAUAUGACCUUAGGAGCCAUUGCUGUCCAUUUGCUCCGUUGUAGAAGUGCUCCCAAGGACAGCAGCUCAGACCUGCAGGGCCAGCCAGGUUUUAUUGAGAGCAGUGAACUGCUGUUGGUUAAUGGGGAAGUGAUCCCUGACUCCACCUUUGCUGUAAAGAGAAAGCUGCCAGAAGGGCACCUGGGGGCGGAAGACCAGAGGGCUGGGGACAAGCCCCAGCUCACUCUAGACACCGAUGAGGUCCCAGGUCCAGAGAGAGGACUGAGUGCUGUGCCUUUGAAGAGACAGAAGAAUGAGAGCAGGACAGAGGGGUCAGGGGCCAGUGAUGACUCUCUGCAGGUGUUAGCAUUGGAUCCUAACAAGUAUGGAGGCCGCUCCUAUGAGGACAAAAAACAGUUUCUUAGAGAUUAUUUCCACAAGAGGCCAUAUCCGAGUAGAAAAGAAGUGGAAUUAUUGUCUUCACUCUUAUGGGUGUGGAAAAUCGACGUGGCUUCGUUUUUUGGGAAAAGAAGGUAUAUUUGCAUGAAAGCAAUAAAAACUCAUAAGCCCUCUGUGCUUCUAGGUUUUGAUAUGUCUGAACUAAAAAAUGUCAAACAUAGUCUGAACUUCGAGUGUGAAUCACAGGCUCUGUAGAAGACUAGGUCUGAAGUUUGGCUGACUUUGGAUGCCCCCCCCCCCCCAGCUUUAUUCUCAGUGUCUGAGGCUCUUCAAGGGGUUCCAGGUGCUCAGAAAGCCCAAGAAGGAAGCACACCCUUCCGCAGUAGGACUGCUCCCUGCAGUUUUGUUUGCAACUGUUUUAGUUUCUCCCGGUCAUGUAUAUGUAAAUUAAAUAUUUGGUAUUCCAUGCACGCCUUGUUUUCCCAGGAGUGUCAGUGUCAACAGUAACAGCCUGGAAUCUACAAAUACUUAUUUUUUUCAUUUUAGGAAAUUUCUGCUUGUUUGAGAAUACUUGAUUAAUAGAAAUAAAAGCAUUGCCCAGCCUCAAUCUACAGACAGCAGCUAACGUCCAUGUUGAGAGGAGUGAGUGCUCUGGUGUCUAUGGUCCUAAGGACAUGCUUUUAAGCAUUAACUUCUGCUGAUUCUGUGAAUGCUGUUUGCUUAAGAGUACAAAUUGAACUACAACUUUUUAGGUUUUCCCUGACAGGUAUUUUUUUUUAAAUACCAUAAUUCAUAAAACAAAUGUUUCCAUUUAUUAAAAAUAUCCUGAGCCUGAGGUCUGGUGUGUAGUGAAUCAUCAAGUGUUGCUUUAUAAAUAAAGUUUCUGUAGGAACAGAAAUGCUAUACGGUGCAAAUUGUCCUUUGCUAUGGCAAGUCAUUGCUCCAUUCAAAGGUAUGACGAGUCUUUAGUGCCUUAGGAUAACUGAAAACGCUGAGAGUGCAGCCUUCCUAGGGACUGCUGGUUAGCUGGUAGGAAGGAAGGACCACUGACACAUGGGAUUCCUGCUCUUGCAUUUAGACACAACUUGGGGUGGAGUACAGGUUUCAGGCAUAAGUGACAGGCAGACCAGGAGUUCUGUCUUCAGUUAGAAUAGGUCGGGGUAGGAGUGUUAGAGAUGGAGAAACAGGCUUUCCUCUGGCCCAUGUGUUCAGAUGGAUGGGGUGGUGGACUGAUGAACCUCCACAGUCCUGUGGAUGCCAAAUUUUGUUUCUCACAUGAUAUGAAAUAAUGUAAAGCACGAGAAGUGGUAAUGAGGACCAGCCAGCUCUGGUCAGAAUCAUCCCUCUGAUGCCCAGCAAACAGGGAUGAUGGCCUCUGGGAAGCACUGCAGUGUUGCUAUGUAGAGUUUUAAAAAUAGAAUACUUGCAUGUAAUUGCUCUAUUGUGCAUUUCAAGGCAGUUGUCUUUGAUUAUUUGUGUACUCUGUUGUAAAUUCAGAGCUUGUUGAACUUUAUUUUUUUUUAUUAUUUCCAGAGUGUCUAUUUUUAAUUAAAAUUUGUUAAA
Molecule: messenger RNA, 4961 nt
Organism: Chionomys nivalis (European snow vole)
Lineage: Eukaryota; Metazoa; Chordata; Mammalia; Rodentia; Cricetidae
Gene: Adnp2
Product: ADNP homeobox 2
Exons: 4
Coding region: 9-3653 (1214 amino acids)
Biological process (GO): regulation of gene expression
Cellular component (GO): nucleus
Molecular function (GO): DNA binding
Source: RefSeq, a predicted model, not a curated record